This is a messenger RNA of Cryptomeria japonica (Japanese cedar), 1332 nucleotides long. Its product is annotated as class V chitinase. The transcript has 2 exons. Gene Ontology annotation, cellular component: extracellular region. Lineage: Eukaryota; Viridiplantae; Streptophyta; Pinopsida; Cupressales; Cupressaceae. Gene Ontology annotation, biological process: chitin catabolic process; carbohydrate metabolic process. The record is from RefSeq and is a predicted model, not a curated record. Bases 1 to 1332 code for a protein of 443 amino acids. Gene Ontology annotation, molecular function: chitinase activity; chitin binding.
AUGUCGAACUCUUUCUUUCCAGCAAUCCUCCUCCUUUGGUGGUCAUGUUCAUCAUUCACAACAAUUGCAGGUGCAGGCGAAAGAGUGAAGGGAGGUUACUGGCUUUCAACAAUGCCCUCACUCACACCAGUCCAAGACAUCAAUUCUUCUUUAUUCACCCACAUCUACUAUGCUUUCGCAGGCCUUAACGAAACCACUUUUGCCCUAAAUCCCACACCAAAUGAUAUCCAUUUUGCCAAUUUCAGCUCUACAGUGCGCAGAAGAAAUCCAAUGGUGAAAGCCAUGGUUUCUAUAGGCGGAGGAGCGGCAAACCCACAAAGGUUUUCCCAAAUGGCUUCUGUAAAUGAAUCCAGAAAGACUUUUAUCCAGUCCUCCAUCAAAAUAGCCCGAAAUUUCUCCUUCGAUGGGCUUGAUUUAGAUUGGGAAUUUCCAGACAGCGAGGAAGACAUGGCGAAUUUGGGGAAACUGGUCUCAGAAUGGCGAAGCGCAGUGGAGGCAGAGGCAGCGGCAAAAUCUCUGCCUCCCCUGUUACUCACCGCUGCAGUCUAUUACAAUUCGACCAAAUCUACCUCAGAUCUCAAACUCGUCACAUACCCAGUUGCCCUAAUGGGGCAAAACCUGGAUUGGGUGAAUAUCAUGAGCUAUGAUUUGCAUGGAAGGUGGGAAAACAUAACAGGGGAACAUGCUGCUCUGUAUGAUAAUGGAUCAGUUUACAAUACUGAUUAUGGAGUGAGAAACUGGUUUGGGGAAGGAUUGAUGGGGGAAAAGGCCGUUCUGGGCAUACCCAUUUACGGGAAAUCAUGGAAGCUAUUUUCAGAUUGGCCGGCCAUUGUAAUAAAUGACAGUAAAGGCGUUGAGUAUGGAGUUGGGACCCCUGCAAUUGGCCCUGGUCCAAGCCAAGCCAUAAGCCAGGCGCCCGGCAUUUUCUUCUAUACAGAGAUUCGGGAUUUUAUUAGAGAGAAUAAUGCAACUGAAGAAAUCGAUAGCAACCUGAAAUCUGCUUACUGCUAUGGAAAUUCUGUGUGGGUUGGGUAUGAAAAUGAAAAAACUGUUGCAGAGCGGGUUAAGUAUGCGGGCAUCAAGGAAAUGAGGGGGUAUUUUUUAUGGAGUAUAAGCUAUGAUGCCAAUUGGGCGCUUUCUUCUUCAGGUUUUGACUUUUCAGAUAGCUUCAAUGGUAUUGAUGUGAUUUUCUGUAACUGCGAGGGGACUUACGUUGAAUACCUGAAUGCUCAAAUGAUUGCUGGAACGUGGAUUUCACUUGAUUUGAUUUUUAAAAAAAGGAAAAAAGGAAUAAGAGUUGAAGAGAGAUCUAGUCUAACUCUAAGAAUGUAG